Vicia villosa (hairy vetch) is the source of this 1242-nucleotide messenger RNA. RefSeq lists its product as uncharacterized. Bases 1 to 1242 code for a protein of 413 amino acids. The record is from RefSeq and is a predicted model, not a curated record. The transcript is spliced from 2 exons. NCBI's taxonomy places the organism in Eukaryota, Viridiplantae, Streptophyta, Magnoliopsida, Fabales, Fabaceae.
AUGAAACAACCACCGUUACUGUUGGAAAAGCUACUUCAUCACAAAACUGAUCCUGAAAGCAAAAACUUCCUAGCCAACAUACGAACAUACAAUGCAAUGUUUUCGUUUACUUCUCCGGGAAUGAAAUUUGACACUAAAAUUCCAAAGGGGGGAGGUCCUCCAACGAUGCGCCUACACGGUCAAACAUGUCACCGAAUAGGCAGUCUUAUACCACCACAGGGUCAACUACCACAAUAUGCCCAAUUGUACAUUUACGACACUGACCACGAGAUUGCAAAUAGAAUGCGUUGUUUCAAGGACAAUACAUCUAUUGAAACAUCUAUUGUAGCUAAGUUAAAGAGUAUGUUAGAUGAAGUUAAUGUUCUUGCCAAAGCAUUUCGAAUGGCACGUGAUAUGUUUAAGGCCAAUCCAUACGUCGAAUUGAGGCUGAAACUUAUCAGUGACAGACAUGACGAUGGUCGUGUGUAUAAUAUGCUAACCGUUGCGGAAGUUGCUACCCUUAUUGUCGGUGAUAUUGACACAGGUGAAAAGAGAGACAUUAUUGUCCAAUAUCGGAGUGGUAAAUUACAAAGGAUAGAUGAGUUCAAUCCAAGUUAUCUUUCAUAUCAAUACCCAUUGAUUUUUUGCUAUGGUGAAGAUGGAUACUGGAAUAAUAUUCUUCACAAGUAUAAAGAUGAGACAACUGUUACAAGGAAAAAUAGGCAAUCUAUCAAGGAUUGGCUGUGUUUUCAUCUCCAAGAACGCAAACAUGAACCUAAAACAUUAUUGUACUCAAGGAAACUUUUCCAACAAUUAUUGGUUGAUGGUUACACUAUGAUGGAAUCAGAACAUCUCAAUUGGUUGAGAAAAAAUCAAUCCAAGUUAAGGGUCGGAAAAUACAAUAAUUUGCAAGCAAGGUGUGAGGAAGGAGGCCAGAAUCCAGGUAACAAACAAGGUAAACGUGUUGUUCUGCCAUCUUCUUUUGUGGGUAGCAAACGAUACAUGGAUCAACUUUACUUCGACGGUAUGGCAAUUUCAAGCAGAUUGGGCUUCCCAGAUUUAUUUAUCACCUUCACAUGCAACCCGAAUUGGCCGGAGAUUACACGGUUGCUGUCCAGGAAAAACUUAAAACCACAUGAUAGGCCUGACAUUGUUUCGAAAGUUUUCAACAUCAAGUUUAAAGAGCUUAUGGUUGAUUUAACAAAAAAACAUAUUCUUGGGAAAGUAUUGGCAUGUAAGUUUUUCCCCCCAAUAUGUUUCUAA